Messenger RNA from Diaporthe citri, 1716 nucleotides. RefSeq lists its product as uncharacterized. The transcript is spliced from 4 exons. The record is from RefSeq and is a predicted model, not a curated record. The coding region runs from base 1 to 1716 and encodes 571 amino acids. Gene Ontology annotation, molecular function: transmembrane transporter activity. Lineage: Eukaryota; Fungi; Ascomycota; Sordariomycetes; Diaporthales; Diaporthaceae. Gene Ontology annotation, biological process: transmembrane transport.
AUGCUCAUGAGCUCAUUCCAACAUCACGAGCAUGACGUCCGAUGCCCCAUUAUACCCGUGGCAAACCCGCCCGCCGAGCUCCACAAAUCAUUGCCGCCGACCCGGGGCUCCACCGACAUCGCCGGACUAGAAAAGCCGACUGGUCCCCCUGGCUUCAAUGACGCCUGCCAGGAAGCGGGCCAUGAAGCAGUCACCGCCGCCAUGGACACACCGAUUUCCGCCGCGCCGACCCUAGCGGGAGACCUCACGCCCCCGGCCGGUCAGCCCCUGAGCGAUGCCGCCGAUUCCAGCCCCGACACGGCUGGCGAGUCCGAUCACGACCCCGAGCCCGGCUACGGACCAGACGAGAACAAACUCGCCCACCCGCCAGCCGAGAAGCCCCGCCACCACGGCGGCACCACCAACAGCGACGGCGACGGCGACGUCGUCGGCUGGGACGGGCCGGACGACCCAGAGUGCCCGCGCAACUGGCCCGCGCGCCGCAAGGUCCUCUUCGUGGUGGUCACGUCCGGGAUGAUCACGUGCGUCUCCUUCGGGUCGAGCGUCUUCGCGCCCGCGGAGCACGUCUUCGCCGAGGCCUUCGGCGUGCCCCUGGUCGUGGGCCAGCUGGGCGUCGCGCUCUGGAUCCUGGGCUUCUUCGCGGGCCCAAUCUUCUUCGGGCCCGUGUCCGAGCUGUUCGGCCACCUGCUGCCGCUGGCCGUCGCCGUGGCGGGCAUGUCUGUGUUCCAGAUCCCGAUCGCGCUGGGCGGCAACGUGCGGACCGUGUUGACAUGCCGGUUCUUCUCGGGCGCGUUCGGGAGCGGCGCCUUUGCUGUUGUGUCUGGGACGUACUUUGAGCUGUACGAGCCGAUCCCCCGGGGCGUGGCGCUGGCUUCCUCGGGCAUGUCCAUCAACCUCGGCGCCACCAUCGCUCCGGUUGCCGGGGCCUUUCUCUCCUAUGAGGCCCACUGGCGGUGGACGGCCUGGGUGACCCUGAUCUUCGCCGGGGUCCUGUGCCUCGCUGCGCUGUUCACCGUCAGGGAGACGUCGAGCCGGAAGAUCCUGCAGCUCAAGGCGAAGAGGCUGCGCUUCGAGACGAGGAACUGGGCACUGCACGCCAAGUCCGAGGAGACACCCAUCGAGUUCCACGACAUUAUCCAGCGGUACCUCACCAAGCCGGUCCGCAUCAUCGUGCAGGAGCCCAUCUUGGUCAUCCUGACGGCCUAUCUCACCCUGGUCUACGGGAUCCUGUACCUGUCCUUCCAGGCCUUCCCGGCCGCGUACCAGCAGCGGGGCUGGUCCGUCCCGAUGAGCAACGUCCCGUUCCUCGCGGUGCUCCUGGGAGUUGUGUCGGCGUUCCUCACCUGCUCGCUGUACACAGUGACGUACUACAAGAGGCGAGUCAUCGCAAACAAUGGCAUGACGGAGCCCGAGUGGCGUCUGCCUCCCAUGGUCCUCGGGGCUGGUCUUCUCCCGCCUUCCUUGUUCUGGUUCGGCUGGUCGGGGAACGUGCAUUGGAUAUGCCAGGUCAUCGCGAGCUACAUGAUCGGGUACGGCCUGCUGCUCAUCUUCAUCACGGGCAUCGUGUACCUUGUGGAUGUCUAUCAACAUCACGCCAACUCGGCCAUGUCGAUACAUGUCAUCAUCCGGUCCCUGAUUGCAUCUUCGUUCCCGCUUGAUGCUCUGCGCGCCGGUUACAUUCUACUGUUUCGGGGCGAGGAUCAGGAGCUGGAGUAG